UCACCAGACAGCAUACAAACAAAGUUACAAUGUAACGAUUCGUUUUUAAGUCUUACUGGAAGGGAAGUAUAUUGUGUUGAUAGUACUUUGUCUUCAUAUACGAUACACAUCGUUAGUAACUCGGCACAUUGGCAUUUGAAAGAUAAAAAAUGAAGUUGAGCUACUGCAUUGUUUAUGAUCAGGAUUCAUUUAACAGUCUAAAUUAGAAAAAGAACGAAUCUUGUCUAUUUAGGGCCUAUACGAACCCAUAGGCCUAUGUUUUUCGACAACGAUCUGACUUGAAUGCAUUACUUAAUACAGACAACUGCCAGACAUAGCUAUUGUCAUAGUAAUGUGCACAGGUAGAGUGAGGCCUUCCAUGGUUCAUUUGACAUUUGUUGUCUUCUGGUAUUUUUGACUCCUCGACGGGUCCAAUGCAAAAUGUAUAGACUAAUGCAUAGUUAGGCAAUAGGUAAACAAUCACUGUUUAUAUUACAUGAGAUGUGCUCAUAUGUAGCCUAUUAGUCGAUGGAGAAACUGCUAAUAAGUGUCAAAGUGGCCUAUCAAAGAAAGACACUGGGGAAAAAAAGUUACUGUUUUGUUUCAGCUGUCUAUAGAAUUUCUGUAACCUACUAAGCAGUUGCGGUGUUCACAGGAGGGAUUGGAGGGGAGGGCAAACGAGUGGCUGGGCAGAUAAGAGUUCGAUUUGCUUGGUGCAUUUUUCUUAAAGGGUAGGUUAUUUAAUUUACAUUAGUUCGAGAAACAAUGAAAUCCACCGUCUGAGCUACCGAAUAAACGGUACUAUGAUAGUUUUGGAAGGGAGUUCGCAAAACGAGCGCCUACACGUUGCAGUGCUUUCAACACCGAUUUUGUUAUCCCCCUGAUCGAGUCGGGUAAACCACCGUCCGAGAUGGGGAAGGAGGUUAAUGGUGUUUCGCGGAGCAGGUUUGAGAUGUUCUCAAACAGUGACGAGGCUGUCAUUAACAAGAAGCUUCCCAAAGAGCUGUUACUACGAAUCUUCUCCUUUCUAGAUGUGGUGACACUCUGUCGCUGUGCCCAGGUGUCACGGUCUUGGAAUGUCCUCGCUCUGGACGGCAGCAACUGGCAACGAAUCGACCUCUUCGACUUUCAGAGAGAUAUUGAGGGUCGUGUGGUGGAGAACAUCUCCAAGAGAUGCGGGGGCUUCCUGAGGAAGCUGAGCCUGAGGGGGUGUCUAGGGGUGGGGGACAGUGCUCUGAGAACCUUCUCUCAGAACUGCAGGAAUAUUGAGCUGCUUAGUCUCAAUGGCUGCACCAAGAUCACAGACAGUACAUGUAACAGCCUCAGUAAAUUCUGUCCCAAGCUCAAGCACCUGGACCUAGCAUCCUGUACCUCAAUCACCAACCUGUCACUCAAAGCCCUCAGUGAGGGCUGCCCCCUAUUGGAGCAGCUUAACAUCUCCUGGUGUGACCAGGUGACCAAGGAUGGCAUCCAAGCCCUGGUACGAUGCUGUCCCGGACUCAAAGGACUGUUCCUGAAAGGCUGCACACAGUUGGAAGACGAGGCGCUGAAGCACAUUGGAGCACACUGUCCAGAGUUGGUCACUCUCAACCUGCAGACGUGUUCACAGAUCACAGACGAGGGCCUCAUCACUAUUUGCCGGGGUUGUCACCGCUUGCAGUCCCUCUGUGUGUCUGGCUGUGCCAACAUCACCGACGCCAUACUGCACGCUCUGGGACAGAACUGUCCCCGCCUCAGAAUAUUAGAAGUGGCUCGCUGUUCUCAGCUCACAGAUGUGGGCUUCACUACAUUAGCUAGGAACUGUCAUGAGCUGGAAAAGAUGGACCUGGAGGAGUGUGUGCAGAUCACAGACGGCACUCUCAUCCAGCUGUCCAUCCAUUGUCCUCGCCUUCAAGUCCUGAGCCUGUCUCACUGUGAGCUGAUCACCGACGACGGCAUCAGACACCUGGGCAGCGGCCCCUGCGCCCACGACCGCCUGGAGGUGAUCGAGCUGGACAACUGCCCCCUGAUCACCGACGCCUCGCUGGAGCACCUGAAGAGCUGCCACAGCCUGGACCGGAUCGAGCUGUACGACUGUCAGCAGAUUACCCGUGCUGGCAUCAAGAGGCUGAGGACCCAUCUGCCUAACAUCAAAGUGCACGCGUACUUCGCCCCCGUCACCCCGCCCCCCUCGGUCGGGGGAAGUCGCCAGAGGUUUUGUCGAUGCUGUAUCCUGCUAUGAUGUAGAAACAGCGACCCCCCCCACUCCCCCUGGUCAGCCCAACGCCUGACCAGUCCACCCCCCCCCCCCCACCCCCGACCUGCUGCCCGGCCCCCGGCCCUCAGUCCCCUGUUAUACAUGCUGGUGUCCCCCUUCUCCGGAGCUGGAGAGAGAGGGAGAGAGACAAACAGGACCACAGGCUCUGGGAGAACCUUUCCAAUGACCCACUGUCAACAGCCUUACACACAGACAUGUACACACACACACACCCGCAAACUAACAUGAGUACAUUCCCUGCUGUCCCCCCCCCCCCCCCCCCCCCCCGCCUAAGUUUAAAAAACAAACCAGUAUUACAAAUAGAGGGGAUUACACAAUAGAUCUGAUUCUUACCACUGCUGUUCAGAGAUUAGCAUUGUGAUACACUGUUAGAAGUACCAUGAUCCAAAAUCUCAGUUGAUAAAAGGUUGAUUCAAAAUACUUAAAGAUGACCAUGACAGACAAUUUGCUUGGAAACAACAUCAGUGUACAUGUAGCCACCACAACGAAUUUUGAAGAGGUUGAAAUGCCCCUUAGACCGAUAAGGUGACUGACAAGCUACCUCUACUCAAAACUGCGCUCGAUCGUGAGAGGUUGUUUGUGAGGUCUAAUCUUCAAGCUGACCUCAGAUGAUGGAGUAAUUUGUUCCUAGAUGACAGUUCUGGUGUCAUUCACAGCCACAAACUGCCUACUACUCCCUUUUCACACAUGCACACGGAUGCAGGCACACUAAAUGAUGACUGCUACUAAAAUAUAAUACUGGCCUGUUAAGGGAUAUGAGUGUUGGUAUCAUCCUUUGCACUGACUGCAGAUAUAAUGAUGGCACUUUACAAGAUGAGUUUAAACUACUCCAUAUAGUUUACUGCCACCUGAAAACCUCCAAAACACACUUGCACACAAACACGCAUACACACCUAAUUCAAUACUCUCAUGCCCUCCCCUCUCUUUCUGUUACAAUCAGAUGCUUCAUUGUACCUAAAAAAAAAAAAAAUAGUGGAAAAAAAUAGAGAAAAGUUUGAUAUUUUUCUAAAAUGGACACCAAUUGAGACUUAAUAAUGGGGACUUGAGAAGAUGCCAAAUGUUGCAUGUCACAAUUCUAGUUUUUUAAAUCAAAAUGUGUAUAUAUAUGUGUACGUACUGUGGGAAUCUAAACGCUGAUGUCGGCACAACCAGACCACAGAAGACUGAAGAGAUGAAUGGCUGUGGGUCUCACAACACAAAGCAC
Molecule: messenger RNA, 3440 nt
Organism: Hypomesus transpacificus
Lineage: Eukaryota; Metazoa; Chordata; Actinopteri; Osmeriformes; Osmeridae
Gene: fbxl20
Product: F-box and leucine-rich repeat protein 20
Exons: 15
Coding region: 890-2200 (436 amino acids)
Biological process (GO): SCF-dependent proteasomal ubiquitin-dependent protein catabolic process
Cellular component (GO): SCF ubiquitin ligase complex
Molecular function (GO): protein binding
Source: RefSeq, a predicted model, not a curated record